Molecule: messenger RNA, 747 nt
Organism: Brenthis ino (lesser marbled fritillary)
Lineage: Eukaryota; Metazoa; Arthropoda; Insecta; Lepidoptera; Nymphalidae
Source: the annotation of a GenBank genome assembly
AUGAGUUUCUUGAAUAAAGUAGUUAUAGUGACUGGAGCUAGUUCUGGUAUAGGAGCAGCUACAGCUAUUCUUUUUGCUAAGGAAGGAGCUAAUGUGGUAUUGGUGGGUCGAAACGUGGAAAAAUUACAAAAUGUUUAUGAAAAGUGCGUUAAAUUUGGUAACAAAUCCAUUCAAAUCAGAGCCGAUAUAAGCAACGACGAAGACGCUAAAAGGAUAAUUGAAAAAACAAUUGAAAUAUUCGGAAAACUUGAUGUCCUUAUCAAUAAUGCUGGAUUGGUCCGUUUCGCGAAAAUUGAAGAUGACGACAUUAUGGAAGUUUUCGAUACAAUUUUAAAUACAAAUUUACGGGCUCAAGUGCAUUUAACACAUUUAGCUAUUCCAUAUUUGAUUAAAACGAAAGGAAAUAUCGUUAAUGUAUCCAGCAUAUCAGGUACCUUACCUCCAGCGACGAAAAUGAUUGCUUAUGGCACAUCUAAAGCUGCCCUAAACCACUUUACCAGAGGUGCUGCAGCAGAAUUUGCAGCGCAUGGUGUACGAGUAAACACAGUAAGCCCUGGUCCAGUUAAAACUGAUGUUUUAUUAAACGCUGGUAUAAGUGAUCCUCUAGAGAAACUAUAUCCUACACCGUUGCAAAGAAUCUCGGAACCACAUGAAAUUGGUGAUCUUAUUCUAUUUCUGGCAAGCGAUAAGGCUCGGGCUAUCACUGGAUCUGAAUUUGUGUCUGAUAAUGGGUACAUGUUAAAACGU